Molecule: messenger RNA, 1223 nt
Organism: Capsella rubella
Lineage: Eukaryota; Viridiplantae; Streptophyta; Magnoliopsida; Brassicales; Brassicaceae
Product: putative F-box protein At3g23420
Exons: 1
Coding region: 136-1107 (323 amino acids)
Source: RefSeq, a predicted model, not a curated record
AUUCUCUAUAGGGUUCCAGUGACAUCUCUUAAAAGAGUUCGAUUAACUUGCAAAACGUGGAACACUUUAUCCAAAGAGUUAAGCUUUUCAGAAAAGCAUCUUGGCCAAGUAAAGGAAAAGGAGUUUCUCGUGGUCAUGGUGAUGGAUUUUAGGGUUUCUCUUUUGAGUGUCAGUUUUAACAACAACGUUGAAUCAUGUAUAAAGCGUGAAGGUCAAGUUAUUAGCUUAGAUGGUUCAAAUCAACUCAAAGUACUUCAAAAUUUUCAUUGUGAAGGUUUAUUGUUGUGCUCUUUAGUUGAAACUGCUACGCUCGUAGUUUGGAACCCGUAUCUCGGGCAAACCCGGUGGAUCGAGACCAGCCAUGAUUACCGAGUAUAUGCUCUUGGAUAUGAGAAGGUCAGCAAAUCUUGCUGCAACUACAAAAUCUUGAGAUUUGGUUAUUACAACAUCUACGACUUUAACUCUGAUUCAAGCUUUGGUAAUUACAACAUCUACGACUUUAACUCUGAUUCUUGGAGGGUUCUUUAUAUCUCAGAAUACCAUCAUUUAGAAGUAAAUUUGGAUCGUGAUCUUGGUGUUUCUCUCGAGGGUAAUACGUACUGGAUUGCUUCAGAUUACUAUGAAGCCGAAACUCCUGUGUUCUUAUUGUGUUUUGAUUUCACAAGAGAGGUAUUUGCGACGAGUAUCCCUCUCCCGUUCAAGCGUCUUCGUUAUGAAUAUGUUGUGGCUCUGUCUAGUGUUAGAGAAGAGCAACUUGCUGUGUUACUUCAACGUUGGGACUUACAAAAGUUGGAGAUAUGGAUUACGAAUAAGGUAGAGCCCAACACGGUGUCAUGGGGAAACAAGUUCUCCGUGGAAGUGAAUAUGAGCUUUCUCAAUGCCUUUCGGAUUCCAAGUACUAGAUUCUUCAUCAACGAAAAGAAGAAAUGUGUUGUGGCUUUUGACAAGCACGAUGAUAACGGUUUAAUGAGCGAAACUCGCAAUGUAGCUUGUAUAGUUGGAGUUGAUGGUCCUUUGGAAGAAGUAGAACUUGCUGAGCCUACUAUAUACGCAUACGGUUUCCCAUUUGUUUGCUCUUACGUUCCAAGUUUAGUGCAACUUCAUUAGUCCAAUUCUUGUUUUUUUUCUAUGUUCAUAUUAAUUGACUACUUGGUUCCACUGCCUUGUGUUGCUUUAGUGUACCAUAUAAGAAAAAUGGCUGAUACCAUAUAUCAAUAUGAAUA